Messenger RNA from Sebastes umbrosus (honeycomb rockfish), 3944 nucleotides. RefSeq lists its product as uncharacterized. Bases 224 to 3454 code for a protein of 1076 amino acids. The record is from RefSeq and is a predicted model, not a curated record. Lineage: Eukaryota; Metazoa; Chordata; Actinopteri; Perciformes; Sebastidae. The transcript is spliced from 22 exons.
UCAACUUUUCAUCUCUAGUUGAUUAUUUUUAACUGUGUUAUAUGUUUGACUGUUUUUCUGGCGUCUCCAGGUCCUGAGGAGAGAGCAGCAGGCCCAGCAGAGGGUCCACAGUGUGUUCACCACUCAGCUCAGAGAGUGCACCAGACUACUGUCCAAAGUUUAUAACAACAACAACAACCUCCAGCAAACUCUGAUCCAGAGGCUGACGUCCGUGGUGGAGGAGAUGGGGGAGCUGGUGUCAGCAGAGUGCCAGCGUCAGGGAGCCUGGGGGUUUCUGGGCGAGGGCACAGGGGCCAAGCUGCUCUGCCCUGACACUGGAGCUGUGCUGACCAAGGACCACAUCUUUGGUCCUGAUGGGUCCCUGCGUGUCUGUCGGGCCCUUCAUUGUGAUUCGGUCACAGGCCUCGUAAGGCCAAACGCUCACAGCCACAUGCUGCUGAGCAGCGGGCACACCGUGGCAGUGCCACCAGAGUUCUUCCUCCACCCACAGACCGGCAGAGUUAUGCCCAUAGCCGGCAACGUGUCCUACGAUCCUGCGAGCUCCACACUGGUGUUCACAACUGACUCGUGCACAGCAGACAACAAGAAGUGGGACAGUCCCCUCCUACCUUUCAUCCCUUACCCAACCUCCUGCCACUCAGACCAGCCUCUGCCCAACACCCGGCUCAGAGGCCUCAGACCAGGCCAGAGGCUGCAGCUGGGAGCUCCCAUGGCAGACCCAGACACGGGGGUCCCGGUGCCCAUUCUGGCUGUAACCAUCCACCCCGAGACAGGACUGGUCUACCCACUGGGAGGGGUGCAUGUCUGUCCCCUCACCCGCCUGCUGCAGCCAAUACAGACGGGCUAUCCCAUGCUGGACUCCAGGACGGGGAAUGUUGUGCUCACUGUCGGGGUCAGUCUGGAUCCAGUAACAGGAGCCGUGCAGCCAGUAGGUGGAGUCCUCCUGGCUGAGUCCUUCAUCGAACCUCUGAGUGGGCGGCUGGUGAGACUAGGAGGGGCCAGUGUACGGGCCGGGCAGCUGCUGCCUAAUGCAGGAGGAUACCAGGCCCUGCUAGACAGCAAGGUUCUGGCAGUGAUGUUCAAAGUGUUGGAGCUCCUGAAGCCACUCACUGAGGAGUGGGGAUCAGACCAAACUCUGCAGCACCACCAGGGUAGCGAGAGAGGGAGCGGUCGGCAAGAUCAUCUCCUCGCCGCAACCAAGGAGCUCCAGCAGGCCUGGGGAAGGAGCCUGCACUGCCAGCUGCAGCUGCAGACCAGGUUGGGUCUCCUGCUGGACUGGGCUGCAGGUCUCCAGCAGGAUGGAAAGACUCUGGGAGAGAUGCCUCUCUUGGGUUCAGAUCUGUGUGUGCCAGCUCUGCUGGGGAUGGAGUACCCUGACCCCAUGGGAUCUGGUCUUAGUGUACCUGUGCUGGGGUGUCAGACUGACCUUGUCUCUGGGAUUAUAACACCGCUGGCAGGGACCAUGGAGGACCCCGAAGGAAAAGGCCUGGUGGCCAUUCGGUAUGGAUCUCAGACUGUUGACCCAGUGACAGGGGUGUUGGCCCCGGUGGUUGGAGUCAGGCUGGAUGUGUCCAGAAAAAUCGUUGUACCUAUCACAGCUUCCUACUGGCUAACGGUGGCGGAUCAAACUGAUAGUGUGCAGGUGGAGGCGCUGCAGAGAGAGGUGUGUGUGCGAAACACUUCUUGGCAGCAGCAGAGGCAGCGGGAGGAAGAUAUUCUCUCUGAUCUGGACUCAGGUCUAUUCCAGUGUCUCUUUAGAGUUGCAGAAGCGAACUCUUACGAGGUCCAGUGGUCGGGGAGGCAGCUGAAGGAAGCAGCCGUAGAGCUGCAGGAUUCAGCGCAGACGGAGACGCAGAGGAGAGCAGCUCAGUGCUCCCACUUGGCUCUGAUCUUGCCCCCGCAUGUCUUACACAUUCUCACACUGGGUGACGAGCAGGAGUGGGAUCGGCAGUGUGUUUGGCACUCAGAGCUCGUGUCGGGCCUUGAUAAGGUGGAUGUGUGUAUGGAGCAGCUGCAACAAGACCAAGAAAAAUGGACAACACAGGGAGGAGACUGGGCUACAAGCUUCCAUGCUCUGGACAGAGAGCUGAGACAGAGAGAGUUGUGGGAGCAGUGUUGUUCCAGACAGACAGAGUUGGUGGCUGCUCUUAAUGCGCUGCACUUUGUCAGACACCUUUCUCAGCUCCGCGCCGACACCGCUCAGGCCGUACUGUGUGGGAACUUUUGGUAUAAGGAGUAUGGUCUGGUCCAGUGCAAUGGACGUAGGCUGACUGCGGAGGUCAGGGGUCUGCUUCAACAGAUGGCCUUGCCACUGCUGGAGAGAUUGAACCAGCUCCUGGAAGACAAACAGCCUGCCAGCUUCUCCCCCAACACCUGCAAUCAUCACAUGUCUGGUUUGUCAACAAAGCAGGCAUAUGGGUUGGAAAUACCCUCUAGAGUCUGGACAGCCUCUGUGCCAGUAGUGAAAGGAAUCUCCACUCAGUCUUUGAGGGAGCCUGUCCAUUUAGCUCAGUCCCAGGACACCGGUCUGCAGGUCAGCUCAGCACCGACACACAACUCACAGAGACACACCUCAUCUUCCGGCAUUCACUCCCAGGAGAGCCAGCCGAUGAAAGAGUCUGCUCAGCCUACACAUAGCAUCUCCAUCCCCGCAAUUCCAGAAGAGGAGUGGACCAAGCUGCUGGAGCUCUCUCCUCUGUUUCAGCUGUUGAAGGGGACGGAGCUGCAGCUAAAGGGCUGGACCUGUGAGGCAGGGCUUAUUAGAGGAGGGCUCGCUGACAGAGGCAAGAGUUUUGUAGACGUCCUGGAUGCUCAGUGGGAGUGUGAGGGAGAGCUGAUCCCUUUGGACCCGUCGGUCCUCAACCCCAGAGAGUUCCUGGUCUACCAGCACGGACUCUUCCUGAUGCAUACGUUACAUAAUCGAAAACUGACUCCAGCCAUUUCACUUCAGAUAGCAGCGAGUCUCCCAAACAACAACUACUUCAACAACGCUUUCAGAAAUUCCUUCUUCUAUCAGGAGGCAGAGGAGACGCUCUUUGUCCGUCGCCAGAGGCUCCAGUCAGUUGGAGGCUUCUCCCUGCUGCUGCUCCACUGUCUGUCCCAUGUCCAGAUUAAAGACAUGAGCUCUGACUCCAGUCCUGCCUUCCAGAGGCUUUUCUUCAAGAUACUGCAGGAAUGUCUGGGGGAGCUGUUUCAGGCCAGACUGUGCGUGCCUUCCUCUGGACAGGAAGCCAAUUUGUGUGUGUUGUUUCAGGACCAAGAGGCCCCUUCUUCAGGAGUCUUAAAGGGGACUCUGUCAGACUCCCACGCUUCCUUCCUGCUUCACAGGUUUCACAAACCAAGCAGAGGGUUGCUGUCUGAAGAUGAAGUCGAGGAUCUUCAGAAGAAGCACAGAGAAACGUCUCUGCUCUCCCAUCUUGAAGGACUUUUGAGAGAGAAGAGCUCUGAAGCGUGAUGAAAAAUCUUCUAUUUGAAAGAGAAGAAAACCACCCAAAAUAUAUAGAUGCUAUGACUCAGUUCUUUAUUGCAGAGGAGGGACACACCUUAGAGCAGUUUCUCUCUUGAGUUUUUAGACGGAGAGAAAAACAAGAUGUAAGGAUGGGCAGAUGUUUUACAGAAUCAAUUAUCUCCUGCAAGACGGAAACAACAAGUCUUUUAUCUGAUGACAGGAACUUCCUUUCAUCCAUGGAGAUAAGCAUAUUAUUGUACUCUCUGCGUGAUAAGAACUUUGUUUUUCACAUGAGAAGGACGCACAAUCCUCCCACAAGGCACAGUUUACUUCUAAAGUGUUACAAUCAUAAUGAAAAAAUAUUAUUUGUCCCACAGAGAAAGGCAAAGUCAAAACAUAUGUAGAGACCUUUAUGCUUCCAUACUAGUGUGAUAUGUAAAUAUGUACGUUUUAAAAUCCAAAUCCAUUCAAGAAAUAAAAUCGAACCCUAAAACAA